AUGACGAUGCCGCGAAUCAUGAUAAAGGGUGGCGUUUGGCGCAACACCGAAGACGAGGUGCUGAAGGCGGCGGUCAUGAAGUACGGGAAGAACCAGUGGUCGCGUAUCGCUUCGGUUCUGCACCGAAAGUCGGCCAAACAGUGCAAAGCGCGAUGGUUUGAAUGGCUCGACCCGUCCAUCAAGAAGACCGAGUGGUCGCGCGAAGAGGAGGAGAAGCUCAUCAAUUUGGUCCGUUUGAUGCCCACUCAGUGGCGUACCAUCGCGUCCAUCGUCGGGCGCACGGCAUCGCAAUGUCUGGAGCACUACGAGCAGCUCCUGGAUCAGGCCCAGCGCAAAGACGAAGACGGUGUGGCCGGUGGUAGCGGUUCCAGCGCCGCCGCGGCGGCUGACGAUCCGCGCAAACUAAAGCCCGGAGAGAUCGACCCGAACCCGGAGACCAAACCCGCGCGACCCGACCCUAAGGACAUGGAUGAGGACGAGCUGGAGAUGUUGUCCGAAGCGCGCGCCCGUCUGGCCAACACUCAGGGCAAAAAAGCCAAACGCAAGGCCCGGGAGAAACAGCUGGAAGAGGCGCGACGACUGGCCAGCCUUCAGAAGCGUCGCGAACUCCGAAUGGCCGGCAUUAACGUCGGCCUCCGGUCGCUGAAGCGUCGCCGCGGUAUUGACUACAACUCGGAGAUACCGUUUGAAAAGCCAGUGCCCGCGGGCUUCUACGACACCAGCGAAGAGGCGUACGAACCCCAGGACCAGGACUUCCGUAAACUACGACAACAACAACUCGACGGUGAGCUCCGGUCGGAGAAGGAGGAGAAGGAGCGCAAGAAAGACAAACAAAAGCUGAAACAACGCAAAGAGAAUGAUUUGCCGAACUCGUUGGCCAACGCCGAAGAACCGACCAAAAAGCGGAGUAAACUCGUUUUGCCGGAGCCGCAGAUCACGGACGCCGAGUUGGAACAAGUGGUCAAAUUGGGUAAAGCGAGCGAAUCGGCCAAAGAGACCGCCGAAGAGUCGGGCAAUCGGGCCUCUGAAGCACUGCUGGCCGACUAUUCCAUAACAGCCGCGGCUAAUGCGGCGGCCAUUCGUACGCCCAAGUCGUCGGCGCUGAGUCGCGACACUAUCCUAAUGGAGGCCCAGAACCUGAUGGCGUUGACCAAUGUUGACACACCGCUGAAGGGCGGUCUCAACACACCGUUGCACGAGUUGGACCCGUCGAUCGCCGGCGCCAUCACUCCCGGCGGCACCGGUAAGACACCGCUAUCGGUCACACCGAACAAUAUGAUCGCCACACCCUUCCGGACGCCAUCCGGCGGUGCGGACAGCAGUUUGGCUGCCACUCCGCGAACGCCCGGCUCUUCGGUUGGCGGUCAGACACCGUUGGCCACACCGUUGAGAGACAAGUUGGCCAUCAAUGCGGAAGAGGCGCUGGUCUUCGAGGGCGACGAGCGGUCGGCAAAACAGCAGCAAAAGGAGACGCGGGAAACGCUGCGCAAAGCGUUGUCCGCAUUGCCGGCGCCGAAGAACGAGUACGAGAUUGUGGUCAACGACGAGGAAGAUAUGGACGAGUCGGCCGACGCCGGCCUAUCCGUCGAAGAUCAGGCCGACCUCGACGACCAGCGCGAGCGGCGCCGACUGGAAGCGCUGGAAGAGGAGCGCCGACGGCAGUCGCAACCCGUGCAGCGAGAACUGCCCCGACCCGCAGAUGUGAACAACUCUAUACUGAGAACCGGCGCUCAAGCGACUGAUCCCCAGAUGUCGGCCAUACAGCGGGCCGAAGAACUCAUCAAAGAAGAGAUGCUGGUUAUGCUCCACUACGACGCCGUACACAACCCGACCGACAGUCAACUGAUGGCCAGUAGUUAUCGGUCGGCCCGCAGUGGCAAUCAAUCCAAUCCGAACGCCGUUCACACGACGUUUUUGGAGAAACACCCGUACGUUAAGUACAGUAAGGAUCAGUUAGCGGCCGCCAAACAGGUGCUCCAGACCGAGAUGGAUGUGGUGAAGCAGGGUAUGGCACACACGGAGCUCACACUCGAUGGCUACUGUCAGGUGUGGGACGAGUGUCUGUCGCAAGUGCUGUACCUGCCGUCCCAACACAAGUACACCAGAGCUAAUCUCGUCAACAAAAAGGACAGAAUUGAGUCAUUGGAGAAAAGGUUAGACCAGAAUCGGUCUCAUAUGACGAAAGAGGCGAAAAAGGCGGCGAAGAUUGAGAAAAAGUUGCGAAUCCUUUUGGGCGGCUAUCAGUCACGGGCGGCGCAGUUGACCAAACAGACCAGCGAUCUCGUGGAACAAUCACGGGCGGCGCAGUUGACCAAACAGACCAGCGAUCUCGUGGAACAAGUGGAACAGACGACACUCGAGUUGCAGACGUUUACCAUUCUUAAGGAUCACGAAGAGAUGGCCAUCGAUAAGAGGAUCGAUUCUUUAAGCGAAGACGUGAAGAGACAGAACGUCAGAGAGUCGUCACUGCAAGAGAGAUACGACCAAUUGAUCCGCAAAAGAGAUGAUCUCUUAUCCCAAUUGAAGCCACAACCGAACCAAUCAAAUGAGACGACAGAAUAG
Molecule: messenger RNA, 2562 nt
Organism: Medioppia subpectinata
Lineage: Eukaryota; Metazoa; Arthropoda; Arachnida; Sarcoptiformes; Oppiidae
Source: the annotation of a GenBank genome assembly